AUGACGACCCGCUCUGAAUCAUUCGAGAACUUGGCUUUCCAGCUCUCUGAGAUUGCCAAAUCAUCUUCCAGCGAAGCGGAAAUGAAUACUGCCGCAGCCGUCAUUGCAAGAGAUAUACUCAAAGUCGUGAGAGGUACUGUUCCCGAUUGGUCGGAGAGGAUGUUUAGUGCUGUGGAGGUAACUGCUCUGAGACUUUUCCUUGAUUGGGGUGCAUUUGAAGCCAUUCCCGACCAUGGUACUAUUUCCUUCACCAUGCUCGCGAAGCAACUGAACGCAGACGAGUCACUCGUUCGACGCACCGGCUGGGUUCUUGUUGCUGGCGGCGUCUUGCGCCAACAUGGCAAAGAUCAAGUGGCUCAUACCACAUUGUCUCGGCAAUAUCUCCCCGGAAGCCCUGACGGGCUACUACUCGAAAUGAUAUUCGACGAGCAUAUGCUUCCGGCCCUUAAGCUACCAGAGUAUUUCUUACAAUACGGCCGCCAUGAGCCAGUCAGCCGAACACACACUCCUCAUUCUUUCGCUCUUGGUCAGCCCGAUAAAGAGAUCUGGGAGAUUCAGAAGGGAAGCCCUCAUAGAGUGAAGCGGAUGAUGAAAGCAAUGGAGUUGACCGAGUCAUUCAUCCCAAUGGUGGGUAUUUACGAUUUCAGCUGGGUCAAGACAAAACUCUCUGAGAAUCAAGACCGAAUCAUUCUUGUGGACGUCGGUGGCGGUAAAGGACAUGUGGUCAAGGCGAUUCUCAACGAAAAUUCCUUUAUACCGCCAGAGCGCAUCAUCCUAGAGGACCGCGAUGAGGUUAUUGACGAGGUGAUGCGGUUGAAGGAGCCCGAACUUAGCAAGGUCCAGCUUCGGGUACAUGAUUUUCACCAGCCGCAGCCAGUGAAAGGCGCAAUGAUAUAUUCAAUUCGUCGCUGUCUUCAUGAUUAUGGCGACGAAGUUUGCGUCAAAAUGUUAGCACAGAUUUCAGAGGCGAUGGCUUCAGACAGCAAACUCCUCAUUGGCGAGUACGUGCUUCCGAAUCCGCCAUCUGCCUUGGGCGCCAUGAGUGAUUUCGCCAUGAUGGGGAUUGGUGGUAAAGAACGGACAGCCGAUGACUGGGAGGCUUUGGUAGCCCAUGCUGGAUUGAAAAUUGAGAAGGUGCAUGGACUGGAUAAGAAAAUUCAGGUCAUCGAAUGUACCAAGACUGAAGUUGGCAUUUGA
Molecule: messenger RNA, 1197 nt
Organism: Colletotrichum truncatum
Lineage: Eukaryota; Fungi; Ascomycota; Sordariomycetes; Glomerellales; Glomerellaceae
Product: o-methyltransferase
Molecular function (GO): O-methyltransferase activity
Source: RefSeq, a predicted model, not a curated record